Molecule: messenger RNA, 2334 nt
Organism: Cryphonectria parasitica EP155
Lineage: Eukaryota; Fungi; Ascomycota; Sordariomycetes; Diaporthales; Cryphonectriaceae
Product: TRP-domain-containing protein
Exons: 3
Coding region: 1-2334 (777 amino acids)
Biological process (GO): fungal-type cell wall biogenesis; transmembrane transport
Source: RefSeq, a predicted model, not a curated record
AUGCGUUUCCCAAAGGCUCAGGGGCUGCCUUUGGUCCUCCUGUCCUUCGCAUCCAUCAUCACCUCCGCCGCCGCCGAAUAUGUUCUCUACACGACGUCGCUCAGCACCUGCCAGGCCGACUCAGGCUUCUCCGCCAGUCUGUUCGAUGUCGUCUACACGCCUGGCAAUAAUUCCAUGUCCGUCGACAUGACGGCGUCUUCUACCGUGUCAGGAAACGUUCUGUUCGACUUCGAGAUCACCGCCUAUGGAUUUCAAAUCAUGCGGAAGACGAUCGACCCUUGUACCGCUGGUGAGGAGUUUGCAGGCUUCUGUCCUAUGAGUCCAGGCAACCUGAAUAACCCUUUCACCCUUCCCGUCGAUCCGAGUGCCAAGAGCGUCAUCCCCAGCAUCGCCUACACCUUCCCGGACAUCGACGCCAAGGUGAAGGUCUUUAUCAACAACACGGACGGAUCUCCGGUUGCCUGCGUGUCGGCCUCUGUCUCGAACGGAAAGACGGUUGAUCUUGUGGCGGUCAAAUGGGUCACAGCCAUCGUCGCCGGUCUUGCCCUUGCGUCCUCGGCCCUCAUGUCCGGCCUCGGCCAUCAAAACGCUGCAGCCCACGUCGCUGCCAAUGCUCUGGCUCUCUGCAGCUAUUUCCAGUCGCAGGCCAUUGUCGGUCUCGUCGCUACACCCCUCCCGCCCUCGGUUGCCGCCUGGACGCAGGACCUGUCGUGGAGUCUGGGCAUCAUCAGGGUCCAGUUCAUGCAGGACAUCUUCACAUGGUAUCAGCGGUCCACGGGUGGCACUGCGGCAAACAUUUUCGACUCCCUCAACCAGGUCUCUGUGCAGGUGCAAAAGCGGUCGAUGGCCGCCCUUGCGGGGCCGACUCAGAAUACUGGGCUAUUCCGGAGGGCUGCUGCGAUGGCACCGAAAGCAGACAAGGCGCUUCUUAAGAGUGGCCUUUUCCGUAGGGCUGUUGCAAUGAUGCCCAGGGUUGAUACAGUUGCGGGACAUGUCUCCAGCCUUGCGAAGCGAUCCGGAAAUAUCAAGAGCAGCUCUGGAGAUUACGUGGUCACGGGGAUUCAGCGAUAUGCCUACCAGGCCAAUAUUGAGACGACAAACUUCUUCAUGACCGGCCUGAUCUGGUACUGCAUUUUCUUGGUCCUCAGUGCGCUGGCUGUGGUCACAUUCAAGUAUAUCUGCGAGGGCGGUGUCAGGGCUGGAUGGAUGGGAAGCGAGACUUUUGUUGAGUUCCGACGCGACUGGCGAACCCAUCUGAAGGGCAUUCUGUUCCGCAUCAGCCUCGUCGGCUUUCUUCCACUCUCAGUCUUGUGCCUCUGGGAGCUCACGCAGGGUGACUCUCCGGCGGAGAUGGUCUUGGCCGUAGGGUUCUUCUUGGGUCUGAUUGUGUCUCUUGCCUGGGCCUCAUGGAAUGUCUUCCGCAUGGCAAGACGCUCUAUCGCUCUGCACAAGAACCCAGCCUAUGCUCUCUACUCUGACCAGCAUGCGCUCAACAAGUGGGGCUUCCUGUACAUCCAGUUCCGCGCUUCCGCCUACUAUUUCAUCAUCCCCGUGCUCUUCCACACCCUUCUCAAGGCCAUGUUCAUCGCAUUUGGUCAGGGUUCCGGGGUCACCCAAGCCGUGGCGCUCAUUAUUCUCGAGGUCGCUGCCCUCAUCGCCACCAGCGUCCUGCGCCCAUACAUGGACAAGUCAACCAACGCCAUAAACGUGACCAUCUGCGUUGUCAACUUCCUCAACGCCGUCUUCCUGCUCAUCUUCACCGACGUCUUCGACGGGCCGGGCCUCAUGAUUGGUAUCGUGGGCAUCCUUCUGUGGAUUCUCAACGCAGCUGUGUCCCUGAUCCUGCUGCUGAUCCUCAUCAUCACCACCGUGGUCAUCUUCUUCAAGUCCAACCCGGACAACCGCUACCAGAUGGCUGACGACCGGACCUCAUUCAUGAAGUCCGGUUCUGUGCUCAACACAACACAGCAGCUGGAUGCCCUGGCCGCCGCUGCAAGAGGCGAUCAUGGCGACGGUGGCUAUGUGAAGGCACCUCUCGAAGAUGAGGACGACGAGGACUCGAUUGUGCCGUUAGGCUCGUCCACGGCGAACCUGCCGGGCCACAGAGGCAUUGCCGUCGGCAGGAGGUCAGACAGGAACAGCGGGACAAGCGACGAGAUGAAUGAGAAGAUGCGACCGUCGUCAGUCCCGAGCACGAAUGGGUCGUCAGCUAGCAUGCGGAUGGAUCCAUCCCGGGUGCCCGUCCCAGUAAGCCCGUUAGCAAGCAGCAGCGGAAGCCCGAGCUCGGCGUCCAGUGGAGUGACAGGGCAUAGGGCGGCGAAUAAUGCGAGGUGA